Messenger RNA from Saprolegnia diclina VS20, 1623 nucleotides. RefSeq lists its product as hypothetical. Gene Ontology annotation, biological process: iron ion transmembrane transport. NCBI's taxonomy places the organism in Eukaryota, Oomycota, Saprolegniomycetes, Saprolegniales, Saprolegniaceae. The transcript is spliced from 5 exons. Gene Ontology annotation, molecular function: iron ion transmembrane transporter activity. Gene Ontology annotation, cellular component: membrane. The record is from RefSeq and is a predicted model, not a curated record. Bases 26 to 1564 code for a protein of 512 amino acids.
ACACGUCGGUGGACGGACCCCAUCAAUGCCGCUGGAUACCACGGCGGUCGCUUGCGCUGUCGUCGGCACCGUCAGCUUGGGCCUUGGCACGCUCGGCACCAUGUGCGGCAGCCACGUCACGGACACACCGUACUGCCCGCCUGUCCGGCGCGGACUUGGUCCGCUCUUGACGCUGGUCGGGUACGGCUCGCUGCUCCCCGUGCUCGCGUGUGUUGUCGCGAUCAUCCGCGACACGUCCAAGGCCAAGCAAGAAACCAUUGCCCUCCUGAGCUCCAAGCGGCAGUACACAGUCUACCGUCAAGGCGAGGUCGUCGCAACGCGCUUGUGCGUCUACGUUUACGUCGCCCACUUUGUGUCGAGCUUUAACAACUGUGUGUGGGAAGCCCUGGUGCCCAUGCUGCUAGCGCAACUCGGCGUGAACAGCUCGCCGACGCUGAUUCCCUUGACGACUGUCAGCGUCAGCAUUCUCUUUCUCCCGCUGCUCUCGCAGUUUGUCGACGCAACCGACCGCUGGCAACUGCUUCGCACGACGACGUUCGUCUGGCCACUGAUCAUGUCGCUCAGCGCCGUGAGCUUGCUUGGCGCAGGCAGCUCUCGCGCCGACCACCCGAUGCGAUCCGCCUCGCUCUUUGUGGCGUACGUCUUGGCAGCCAUCGCACAUUGCGUUCGAACGCUGCAUGCGCUGGCUCUGCAGCGGGACUGGGUCGUCGAGCUCGCUCUUCUCUCCCAGACGCCGCUCGAAAGCUGGAACGUGGUGCUCAAGCAGGUGGACCUCGCCGCGCGGCUCCUCGCGCCGCUAAUGAUUGCAAUGACCAUGAGCAUUCCGCUCGAUGACGCGGCUCCGUGGCGCAUCUGGCUUGGCGUCUUUUUCGUAUUGCAAAGCAUGCUGCUGCCGCUGCAGUGGGCAACGCUCCGGGACAUCUACCGCUUUGCGCCGUCGCUCGGCCACAAGACGCUGCACACAACGGCCGAGGUGAGCAGCGCGCGGUACAUAUCUCUUUGGCGCAGCUACACGCAGCACCCUGUCUGCCUCGCGGGGGUUGCCACGGGCCUCCUUGCGACCACAGUGCUCCGCGACGGACAUCCGCGCCCGUGGCUCAACCGGCACCUCUCGCCCAGCUGGGACGCAGGGGAUGUGGGGGGCGUGGCCAUGGGUAUGAUAGGGACGCUACUCUUUCCUUGGCUCCUCGCCUGCGUGCACCCGGUGGAGAAGCUCGGGCUUGCCUCCAUGUGGUGGUACCUUGCGUCUCUCCUGCCCGUAGGCCUCAUUAGCGUCGGAACGUUCCAGACGCGCGGCGUGUGGCUGCUGUUGACGAUCGCACUCUUGCAAACCGCGCGUGUGUGCGCCGACCUCGCCUUGGUGCAGAUCAUGCAGGAGUGGGUCGCGUCCACGCGGCGCGGCGCCAUCAACGGCGUACAAUUGACGCUCAAGGCCAUCUGCGGUCUUAUUCUCCUUUUGCUCGAGCGCGACGAGGUAGAUCUUGGUCUUUUGGUCGGCUGCUCGAUGGGGGCGAGUGCUCUCGCCGCCAUAGCCUACACCCGCUGGUACACCAACUACGUCUAAGCAACAAACACUUACGAGUCGACUAAACCUCCUCAAGUGAAUAAUGGUGCGAUGGAGAA